This is a messenger RNA of Saccoglossus kowalevskii, 5340 nucleotides long. RefSeq names its product dedicator of cytokinesis protein 3-like. The record is from RefSeq and is a predicted model, not a curated record. Gene Ontology annotation, cellular component: cytoplasm; plasma membrane. Lineage: Eukaryota; Metazoa; Hemichordata; Enteropneusta; Harrimaniidae. Gene Ontology annotation, molecular function: small GTPase binding; guanyl-nucleotide exchange factor activity. Gene Ontology annotation, biological process: small GTPase-mediated signal transduction.
AUGGCACAGUGGCAAUCAUGUCACUAUGGUAGUCGGGAUAAUGACUGUGGGCAGAGUCAAGCCAGUGUGCCUGUAGAGCAAAGCACUGUGGUGGUACUGCCACACUGUUUGUAUCCUGCAGAGAACACUGCUUCAAUAAAUCUGACAAGAAUUUUUGUAACUAUCUACAAUUUUGAUGGAAAUUCAGUACAACAUGGUCUGUCACUUGAUAUUGGUGAAUCUGUUCAGAUUUUAGAAGAAACUGAUGAAGGUUGGUUACGAGGAUUCUCAACUAGGCGAAAACAUAUCAAGGGUAAAGACACAAGUACAUUGAAACAUGGAUCAUUUACAAUGAUACGGCAGGUCAUGAUGGAACUCAUCGAUUUACGAAGACAGUUUGUGUCAGGAGACAGAACGCAAGAACAGAUCAUAGAAAUGAAAAAGAAAGCUACAUCCAAAAUAGACUGGGGUAACAGUCAGAUGGGACUAGACUUGGUCCCGAGAAUUGAUUACGAGACUGUCGAUUUGGAUAACACCAGUGUUGUGGAGUUGUUCAAAGUGCAUCUUAGAAGCAGAGAAGAGACCCAGAGUUCAUCAUUAAAAGGCACUGUUCGGAAGAAGAAAAAGAAAGAAGCCAUUCCCAUUCAUCAUUUAUACUGUGUACUUGAGAAGUUUGAAUGUCACAUCGGAGAAGACGCUGAGAUAUUCCUGUCAUUAUAUGAUGCAAAACAAUCCAUAUUUAUCAGUGAACGUUUCCUGACUAAGAAAAACAAAAACGAAGUGCGACCAACCAAUCUUACUGCAAUAUUCACAGAUCUUGGUGCAGAUGACUUGUCCCGUGAUUUGUACUUGGUUGUGCAAGUAAUACGAGUUGGGAGAAUGUUAUACAAAGAAAAUGAGAAAAAGAAGAGUGACCAGGUAUACAGACGGCCGUACGGUUGUGGAGCUAUAAGUAUUAGUGAUAUCUUAUCAGCACAUACAGAUCAGUAUGAUGAUGAACUUAAACAAUAUUUCAUUAAAGUUUAUUGUUGUUUAGGAUCUGAAAAUGACUUCUCGUCUCUUCAUGAUAACAUAAUCAAAAAACAGACAAAUAAAGUAAAUGUCUCCAACUCGCAGAUUCCAGGAAUACCGUUGAAUUUAAAAAUGUUACACGGCGAUAUCAAACAAGUCAAGUUAGAGAAUGCGCUGUUGUUUGCUGCUAGAGGGAUGCAGAUUGUCCGAAAGUUGGGAUUCGCCGAUGUCAUAAUGCCAGGUGAUGCUCGAAACGAUGUGUACAUUACCAUGGAGAGAGGAGAGUUUGAAAAAGGUGGCAAGAGCGUUGGUAAGAACGUGGAAGUGUCAAUGAAAGUGUUCGACAGCGAAGGAUACAUGUUAAAGAAUUCCAUCAAGGUUGGUGAAGGUGCACCGCCAAGGUCAGAAUAUAACUCGUAUAUAUAUUAUCACUGCAAUGUACCACGCUGGAAUGAAACUAUCAAGUUAGCGGUUCCACCGGAAAAAGUUGAAGGAUCACAUGUUAGAUUUGAAUUCAGACAUUGUUCCAACAAAGAUUCUCAAAAGAAACUGUAUGCGUUUGCAUUCAGUAAGCUGACCAGAUUGGACGGCGCUAUAAUACCAGACGGUACACAUGAGUUGUAUGUGUACAAGUGUGAUGAUGUCCACCAAUUUACCAAUGUGAAUGUUUACCUCAAUUUACCGAGUUGUCAAGCCGAUAUGAGACAUGUAUCGGGAUCUAUUGUUGGAAAUGCAACAUAUCUGAGAAACCUCAAGGAAAGUUUCUUCAUCAGAUCCAGAGUUUGUUCUACAAAGCUCUCACAAAAUCUUGACUUAGUAGCAUUACUAAAAUGGAAAGAAAACCCCCAACGAAUCCACGAUAUUUUACAACGAUUUCUGAGAAUAAGUGAAGAUAUCGUGAAGUGUCAAGAUAUUAUAGAUACAUUGUUCAAUAUAUUGGAUGAUGACGCCAAAUCGUUUGACAAAUUAGUGUUUCAAGCACUGGUGUUCAUCAUCGGUAUACUUAGUGACAUCAAGUAUCGGAAUUUAAGAACGGAUCUAGAUACAUACAUUGAGAAACACUUCGCCGCUACAUUAGCUCACAGACCUCUUAUUAGCUGUCUACGUCAGUGUGCAGAGGAUGCUGUUAACCCCAACUUAACAAGUCACGAGAAACAACAACAAAUACAAAGUUCUUUCAGAGCAUUACAUUAUUUAUUUAAAUUUAUUAUUCAAUCCAGACUAUUAUAUGAAAGGCAUGCUGGGGGACUUGAAGAGAAAGAAUUUAAAACCACCAUAAGUGAGUUAUUUUUAUCAAUGAAUACAAUGAUAACACUGCUUGGUAAUUUCAGUACUAUAUAUGACAGUUUAACACACGAUAAAGGAAAUGGACAAACAGUUUUUACUUCCCAUGAAGUUGCUACAUAUAUUAAUAAUUUAAUAAACAAUGUGGCUAGGGAAUUCGCAUCAACUGAUCUACAUGCAGCAAAACUAAGGUGUAUGAUAGAUACUGUGAAUGGUAGACUGUUUGAAGAGGAAGAAUCAAGGUCGUUACUACUGCCAGUUUUUCUAAAACAUAUUCAGUUACAUCUAAUGCAAAGGCAGGAACUCAAGCUUUGUGCAGAACUAUUGGGAGACGUUCUGUCUCUGAUGCAGAAAAUGGAACAAAAAGCGCAGACCCAGUCUACCAGUGGUGAAAUAGGCCAAAUUGUACACAUACUGUUAGAUAAUAUAUUACAGACUUUACUGACAAUCAACAGACAAGGAGAACUCGCAGGACCCUUUGUUGCUUGUUUCAUCGCAAUACUGAAACUCAUGAGAGAGGAGCAUUUUAAGAAACUACUGAGCAGUUUCAGUGAAAGAAAACCGCUCAAGGAGUUCAUCACCAGAAUAUUCAUGGUGUUCAAGGAGUUAGUCAAACAAGACGUCUUUCCAUCAGACUGGAUGGGGAUGAGGAUGGUCACUAAUAAUGUGAUUCUGUUAGCCAUUCCAUUUUUCUCACAAAUCUUGACGUCUCAUUUCUUGGAUAACGAUACUUUUGACAGCCAACUUUGGAGCAGUUUCUUUCAUCUCUCUGUGUCGUUUUUGACACAACCGUGUUUACAGCUCGAGACGUUUUCUGAAGUGAAACGAAACAAAAUCAAAGAUCAGUACGGGGAUAUGAGAGUCUUGAUGGGAUUUGAGAUAGUCUCUAUGUGGCAGAAUCUUGGGGAUCACAAAAUCAGUUUCCUCAGUCUCAUUGGUUCAUUCUUGGAAGUCACACUAGUCCCAGAGACGGAACUCCGCAGAACAACUCUUCCCAUAUUCUACGAUAUCAUGGAGUGUGAACAAAAAAACAGAGGAAACUUCAAACAGGUUGAAUCUGAAGUGAUUGAUAAGUUAGAUUUGUUGGUUGGUACUGAGAAGAAAGGAGAUGAAGAAUACAAGACACUGUUUUAUUCCAUAUUGUCUGAGAGAUUACAAGAUCAGCCGUGGAAGGAGACUGGAUUAUCAUUUGUCAAGACAGUAGCCGGAUUACUAGUGACAUUAUUAGAUUAUAGAACAGUGAUGAUGAAAGACGAGAAAUUCAAACAAAUGAGUUGUACAAUGAAUAUACUGAAUUUUUACAAAGAUGAGUUGAAGAAAGAAGAGAUGUACAAGCGAUACAUUUACAAGUUGCAUGAUUUACAUAUACCCGAUACGAACUAUGCGGAAGCGGCAUUUACAUUGUUGACAUUAGCCAAUAGUCUGAAGUGGAGCGCCAAACCAUUACAACAAGAUGAAAAGUUUCCAAAACAAACAGAGUGGCAGCGAAAAGAAUCUCUCUACGUGGAAAUAAUUGAUUUGUUAGAUAGAGGAAAGACAUGGGAGCAUGCAGUGCCGUUAUGUAAAGAAUUAGCCGUGCAAUAUGAAACCAAAGCAUUCGACUAUGCGAAACUCAGUAAAAUCCUGGAUAAGUCAUUAGUACUUAGAGCACGAGAAUAUGAAAGAGCAGACAACAUAAUAGAAAUGAUUCGGAACGAAUUUCCACGAUCUGAACUAUGGACCAAACACAAGCCACCAGAUCUAGAUAUACUCCAGUCUUCAUGUCAGUAUAUUGAAGUACGUAAGGUGAACCCAAUACCAAAUGAACCUGAACUAUUCCGAAACCAAACUGUACCUGAUAAAAUAAUGAGAUAUUAUGAAAUCAAUGAUGUUAGGAAGUUUUAUGCUGACAGACCAUUCCACAAAGGAGAGAAGGAUCCAAACAAUGAACUGAAGAGUAUGUGGUUGGAAAGGACUACUAUUACAACAUCUAAUAGUCUACCUGGAAUACUAAGAUGGUUUGAAGUGAUUGAUAAGACAACGGUUGAAAUUAGUCCCAUUGAGAAUGCUUUGGAGACAAUGAAUAGAAAGAACAAGGAGUUAAGGAGCAUCAUAGCUACAUACAGCUCAGAAGAAUUCAAGAAUAUAAGCCCCUUAAGUAUGAGUUUAAAUGGUGUCAUUGAUGCUGCAGUCAUGGGUGGUAUAGCAAAAUAUCAAGAGGCAUACUUCAUACCGGAGUACAUCAUAUCACAUCCACAAGAUGCUGAAAAGAUAGAGAAUCUCAAGAAAUAUAUUUUAGAACAAUUGGAGGUGUUGGAAUGCGGUUUAAGGUUACAUGGUGAAUUGGCGCCGCCAGAUGUGAAACCAUUACAUGCCAAAUUAGAAAAGAUGUUUGCAUCCAUGAAAGCUAGUAUUUCCUCACAGGGUUCUCCUAUUACUGGUCAUAAACCUUCGCCGUUACCAAAGCAACCAGUAAUGUCGCAAUCAGGAGGUCCUCCACCAAGUCCAUUCACACCACCAGAAGACAGCAAUACUUCAUUUCAAAUCGGUUCUCCACUACCGACACCACUAGAACCAAAACGGCCAGUGUCCGUGAUUUCUACGAGUUCCACAGGCUCCAACGAUAGCACAGGUAGUGGUGGCAGCGCUGUCACAGAGACCAUACUUGAAGCUGAUGAAGAACAAGCAGAUGAGAAUACAGUUCAGCUGGAUAUGAGUGCUCAAUCUCCCCCUAAAGUACCAAAACGACCAAGUAGGUUAUCUAGGCUAUCGAGUGAACCAACAAUUAGAAGUUCAUCACCAACGACACCUCCUGGUAAAGAUGCUCGACCUCUCAGCAUUAGUAAAUCAUUUAAAGAAGAAGUUAGACCGCCAGAUGUUCCAAUAAAACAGAGAGACAGAUCCCGAUCAGUAUCACCACCUCCCCUACCACCUAAACCUUUGGUUAGUCCUGGCAUGAAACCAGUUACAAGACAAACAACUGUUCAUGGGUAUUCUUCUCCUACUACACCACAAACCAUUUCCAGUCAGUCAUUCAACAGGCGACCAGUGCCGCCAACGCCAACAGAACAGUCACCCUCAACUUGA